AAAUAAUUAAUGUUUUUCACAUAAUUAAAUAAAAGAUUACAGAUUUUUAAGUCGUACUUUUCGAUUAGGAUACAAAAUUUCGAAUAUAUUAGAGGGAAUAUAUUUAGAUCUGAACUUAUUAUCUUCGGAACUUGGAUUUAAACGCUUGUUAUAUAGUACAAUGGAAGAGACAACAUUACCCAGCACUUCACCGUUCUCGGGCACUUCAUCUGUGUCUCCUUGCUUGUCGAACGAAGCUUCUACAAAAAUGGAGGAUUGUGUGGAAGAUACAGUGCAAGAAUGGCUGGAGAACGAGGCGUUUCCGGGAUUUCGUGUCUGGCAGCUGGCCGGGAUUAUUCUCUCCAUUUUGCUAAGCAUCAUUGUAGGAUUGUGUUGUUGCAUUCGCUUUCGCGUGCCCAGAACGAAGCAGGAGAUCGAAGCAGAUUACAUUCGCAAGAGAAUCACCAAGAGUUUCCGGAAUGAGCUUUCAAAGAUCAGCAACACAGAAAUGGACGAAAUGGAUCUGCAAAAAGCUUUGGACAGGAUCCGAAACGAGUUCGAGGGGGAUGAGUCUGCGAUAGCGAAGGAAUGUGCGGAAAUGGCACAGCGGAACAUUCAGCAUGGCUUUCGAUCCAGAUUCAACGCCGUGUUUGGUGGAGCGCGUGUGCGUUUCAGUCAACGCGAGCACAUCGAAUUGAAUGCCACGAUCUAACGACGAUUUUUUUAAAAUAAAAAAAUAUUUCCCCUUCUUCCCAAUAGGUAUAUUUCUAUAAUUUUUGUUUGUCAUACAUACAAUUUUAAGGAUACUGAGAGAAAAGGAAUAAAAAAAAAAAUAAGAAAUAUAAAGAAAGCAAAAUAAUAUACAUAAAACUUUUUUUUAGUAUCUCUUAAAAAGAAAAAGAUUGGAUGGUUCAAAAUUUGAAAUAAUGAUUGAAAACUUUGAAAAACGAGAAGACAAACAGAAUUAUAAUGUCAAUUUACGUUAAAGACAAUGACGGCUAAGAAAUUUAUAUGAUACUUUCAUUUUGACUAAAUAUAAUCUUUAUUUCAUAGAUAUAUUUUACACAAAUUUAUUUACUUUAGCAUGCAACAGUAAUCUAUUUAGCAACGAAUAAUAAUGCUUUAGAAAGCACUCCACGGAGUAUUAUAGUAAUAUUCUUUUUCUAUCGUGUUGACAUUUUGCUACCAAUUAAAUCUUUUAUAUCGAUUUGUUAUUUGUACUCUCUCUUUAACCGCGCUUAUCAUACACUGCGCGCGAUUGAUCUUAUUUUUUUAUAUUUAAUAGAACUCGUGGAAAUAUAGAAUUAAUGAUUAAUGACAAUCGGUGCCGUUACGACUGUCUUAGACGUCCCAUUACAAUAUAAUUUGCUCGUGCACCCCAGCGCGAAGCUGCAAAUGCAAAUAAAAAUAAAAAAAUAGUUUAAAACAUUCCUGUUUUUUUAUUUUUUUUUUGCUUUUUUAUAUUUUUUUAUAUUUUUAUAUAUAUUUUUUAUUUAUUUUAAUAUUAUCGAGGGUUAAUAUAUUUUAUACCUUUUUUCUUAAUAAUACGUUUUGUAAAAAGAUAAGAUAAAAACAAUGUAAAAAUGAUGUUUUCUAGUCUUCUUGUUAGUCUUUUAAUAUUUCUUUAAUAUCCUUAUAAUUGAGGUUGUUAAAAUCUCUUUUUAUUAUUAAAACUAAAUCCUAUAUUCGAUUAACCGGAUAUAAAUGUAAUCAUCGCAGACCGAGCGGUCAAUCUUUAUAUGUUUUUGAACAUUUCAAAAAUUAUUGGCCCUACUGACAUUAAAAUUUUGCGCCCUACGCUGGAAUGUACGUUACGUAUUGCCUAGUAACGGCUCCGAUGAUAACGAUAUGAAAUAGAGAAUGAAAAUUAUCAGUAUAAAAUUAACAUUAUAAAAAAAGACAAUGAGGAAAAAUAAAACAAAAAAUAAUAAAGAAGAUUAUGAUAUAUAAUGAAAAUUAUCAUAUAUAAUGAAAUUAUGACAUUAGUGUGAAAUUAAUCUUCAUAUUUCUGAUCCCUCAUUGACGUUAUAUUGAAUUAUAAUGUUAAAGGCGAGAAAUAUGAUUUUUUAAAUUUUAACAUGAUAAUUCAAGUCGAUAGUGCAAGGUAAUUCGAGAAUUUAUUCAAACGAUAUUAUAAUGAUAUUUUAUAUAAAUUUAUAUAUUUAUUUAUUAAGAUAAAUUAAGAUAAAAAUGAAAAAGAAAGACUUUCCUUAUUGAAAUCGUGAUAAGUUCUUAUAAGAUUAAAGACAGGAGAAGAAAAUUCGACAAAAUAAAAGACAAUGGCAUGCGUUUAUGAAAAUGAUUUAUUAAAAUCGGAAAAAAAAACAUACAUAAGAGACCGAAUGAAACAACUUUGACAAUUUCAUUGCAGCAGCUGCAAUAUAUUUCACUGUGUGUACAAUUUCGUAUGAAAAAAAAAGAAA
This is a messenger RNA of Cataglyphis hispanica, 2402 nucleotides long. RefSeq names its product transmembrane inner ear expressed protein. The coding region runs from base 161 to 691 and encodes 176 amino acids. Lineage: Eukaryota; Metazoa; Arthropoda; Insecta; Hymenoptera; Formicidae. The record is from RefSeq and is a predicted model, not a curated record. The transcript has 2 exons.